GAAUGUAUUUGCCGUCGUAUCGCUCGCGACUGUCAGUGCUAGCAGCACACGGAAAACAAGACAGCUAAUAACUUUUAAAGUGCGCUUUUUAAACAAACAAAAAAUAGAAUAGUGUACAGCAUUGACUUAAACUUAAAAAUAUUAAAGGAUUCAAAUUGUAUUCGAUAUUUAGAAUAAAAUCCAGUGAAAGUAACUAAUGCCAAAGUUAAAAAUGUAAAUAAAAAAAACAUCGUGUUAUAAAAAAAAUCCUGUGCAGAAAACUCGCAAGUUUACAAAUGAAUUUCAACCAAUGCACAUUGUAAAGAUGAAAUAAUUCGUGACCUUGAUUAACAUCCGCAAUUUAGGCGCUUCUCAGUAAAUUAUUUAUGUGUUACGUGAGUUGUUGUGUGUGAUUCAAAAGUAAUUAGUGUAAAAACUAGAUUUUUUCAUUUGAUAACAUAUUGUGAUAUUUUCAUUCAACAUGGGCGCGUUUGACAAAGACGUUGAGAAACCUAAGUACCCUAAGUCGGUGUUCUUUAUUGUCAGCAAUGAGUUCUGCGAGCGUUUUAGUUUCUAUGGAAUGCGAACUAUCCUCAGUAUUUACAUCACCGACAUGCUGCUAUAUUCUGAAUCUGAUGCGAAAAUUAUCUUUCAUGCAUUCACCGUUUUGGUAUACUUUUUCCCGCUGUUCGGCGCAAUGUUGGCCGACAGUUAUCUUGGCAAAUUCAAAACUAUUUUCUACGUGUCAAUUGUUUACGCGUGCGGAAAUAUUAUCCUUGCCCUUGCAGCUACGAAACCAAUAGGUUUGCCUCCAGUGGAAUUUACGAUGAUAGGAUUGUUACUUAUAGCAAUUGGUACCGGAGGUAUUAAACCAUGUGUGGCAGCCUUCGGAGGUGACCAAUUCACCCUUCCGCAACAAACCAAACAACUCGCUGCGUUUUUCUCAAUGUUUUACUUUGCAAUUAACUCAGGUAGUUUUGUAUCUACCUUUUUAACUCCUGUGCUCAGAGAACAGGAGUGCUUUGGGGGUGCCCAGUGUUUUACACUAGCAUUUGGUGUUCCUGGCGUGCUCAUGAUUAUUUCAAUUAUUAUUUUUGGUCUUGGAAAACCAUUGUACAAAAUUAAAGAACCAGAAGGAAAUAUGGUGAUUCAAGUCAGCAAAUGUAUUGGAAAUGCAAUCAGUGAAAAAUCAAAAUCAAAAGAAAAGAAAGAACAUUGGUUAGACCACGCAAUUCCUGAAUAUGGUGAAUCAUUGGUUAAAGAUGUUAAAGCUUUGUUAAGAGUUUUGAUUCUUUAUAUUCCACUGCCUGUUUUUUGGGCAUUAUUUGACCAGCAAGGCACUGGCUGGACUUUUAUGGCGCGCAGAAUGGAUGGAGACAUUGGAUUCUAUACUAUUUUGCCUGAUCAAAUUCAGGUCAUCAAUCCACUGUUAGUUAUGUUUUUUAUUCCUCUCUUCGACAUGGUUGUUUAUCCAAUGUUGACACGUUGUAAAGUGUUGAGAACACCUUUGCAACGUUUAGUUAUGGGUGGAUUGUUAGCAGCAAUAGCAUUUGCUAUGUCUGCAGGCAUUUCAAUGGUAAUAGAAUCAGAAACUCCUAUAUUACCAAGAGCAGGAACCGGGCAAGUGACAUUUUACAACAUCGGGAAAGAAUUAAAAUUAACUAGUCCAACAGAUGAAAAGAUUAACAUCACCGUCCCAGAAAUGGGAUAUGUUUUAUUAGACGAGAGUGUGACUGGCAGCAUUACCAAAUCAUUCUUAGCUGGGGACCUUCCAAUUGAAUUAACUUUUGAAGAAAAGACUACAAUGGGAUAUUAUUUGUCAUAUAGUGGAAUACAAUCGUUCACUGAUUCAUUUGCUAAAAGUGAGCAAGGAUUACCGAUCGUCAGAACAUUAAUACGAAAUAAACUAGAAGAUAGAAACUAUGAAAUAACAUAUAUCCUGGGCGAUAUGCAAGAGAAAGUUACCAAGAAAGAUGAACCUGUGGCAUUGAAGAAACCAGGAGAAUAUAGCAUUAAAAUUGGAGAAUACCUUUCCCAAAAGAUAGAAUUCAAAUUAGGAGGCGUUUACACGGUUCUUGUUGAUGCAUUUUCUGAUACACAAAUGAAUGUUGUGCCUAAUACAAUAACUCCAUACAAUCGAGUGCACAUGUUGUGGAUUAUUCCACAAUAUGUUGUUAUUACAGUUGCCGAAAUUAUGUUUUCUAUUACUGGCUUAGAAUUUUCGUAUUCUCAAGCCCCACUAAGCAUGAAAUCGGUAUUACAAGCUGGUUGGUUGCUCACCACUUGCAUAGGUAAUCUGAUCGUGGUUAUCAUUGAAGCUAUAGAACCGUUUGAAAAACAAUCUAAUAAUUUCUUCUUGUACGCCGCUCUGAUGCUCAUUGAUAUGGUCAUAUUUGCGUUGAUGGCCAUGCGAUAUAAAUAUGUUAAGCAAGGUGACACAGUCACGGAAGAUGAUGGUAUUGAAAAUAUUGCGUUUAGCAAAAGCAAUGAAACUAAAAUGAGUACAUGAAUUUUUGCUCUUGUAAAUUUAACUUGUGAACUGUUUUUAGAGUAUUAUAUAUUUUUUCACUUCAAUUUUAUAGGAAAUAUUUUAUACUGGUGAUCUGUCGCACGAGAGUAAUUUAAUAUUGAUGAAAAUUAGAAGUGCGCAAAAAAUAAAAUAAUAAGAAUUAAAAUAACGUUACCUUGCACGGUACUGGGUCCUAAAGUUAUUGCACAUAAACCUAUCCCACACAACAAGUCUGCUUUGAUUCACAAAACUGCAUGGACUCACACCGACUCUUGUUGCACGCGCACUACUACAACAAACUCUUUACUAAAUACACGAAUCUAGUGGUGCGAGCAGGGCCGUCGAGAGCCAGCGCGGGCCCCAGCAAACGUUAAUUUUUCGCAAUUUUUUUUGUGUUUGCGAUUUAAGAGCAAUCAGCCGGGUCCCGGGGAAUUUACCCCAGUUGACAGAAAACUUGUUUAUAAGCAGCAAAUGUAAAUUUCAGAAAAAUAUACUUGAAUUAUAAACUUA
This is a messenger RNA of Dalotia coriaria, 2998 nucleotides long. Its product is annotated as peptide transporter family 1-like. Gene Ontology annotation, cellular component: plasma membrane. The transcript is spliced from 6 exons. Gene Ontology annotation, biological process: dipeptide import across plasma membrane. The record is from RefSeq and is a predicted model, not a curated record. Lineage: Eukaryota; Metazoa; Arthropoda; Insecta; Coleoptera; Staphylinidae. Bases 461 to 2488 code for a protein of 675 amino acids. Gene Ontology annotation, molecular function: dipeptide transmembrane transporter activity.